Molecule: messenger RNA, 638 nt
Organism: Harmonia axyridis
Lineage: Eukaryota; Metazoa; Arthropoda; Insecta; Coleoptera; Coccinellidae
Exons: 2
Coding region: 28-501 (157 amino acids)
Source: RefSeq, a predicted model, not a curated record
UCUAUAUUGUAGUUAUCGUAAAUAAGAAUGGCUUCAAGAAAGCUGCUACAUAUUUUUCUUCUCACGAUCAUAUUUUAUACAAUCAAAGGUGAUAGACUUGAUGAUAUGAGUUGGCAACCUGGUGAUAUUAUCAAAUGCAAAUUAUCUGGUGCUGCAGGUUUUUUUGGUUUCAAACAUUACAUGAUAGGGGGUGAUAAACCAAACCAUGUGAUAUCUGUUUUCAAUGAUGGAGGUACAAUAUCUAAUGGCGUGAUCUCCGACAUACAUCACAUUUACUUCACAUCUGGCAUUAACAGAGAUAAAUGCGAGAACUAUGGAAAAGGAUCACUAUCUAGGGAAGAGACGAUAAAAAGAGCUCAAAGAAUGGUAGGAACAACUUUCACAUAUGAUUUGUACCGUUGUAAUUGUCAACAUUUUACAAAUUAUUGGGCCAAUGGCUCAUCUGGAAAAUGGUAUAACAAUCAAUCACUCCAAACUUCAGCUCACUUUUGUCCAGUAUAAUAUAAGAAUUGUAUCAGGAACUUAGAUAUAAAAAAAAAUUGAUCUGGAAUUAAAAUAGUUGAUUUGAUAACAUUCUUUGACAAUGUUGUAGAAUGAAUUCAUGAAAUAUUCUUGAAAUAAAAACGCUUUCGUAUUUA